Messenger RNA from Cydia strobilella, 493 nucleotides. Its product is annotated as cathepsin G-like. The record is from RefSeq and is a predicted model, not a curated record. Gene Ontology annotation, biological process: proteolysis. The transcript has 2 exons. NCBI's taxonomy places the organism in Eukaryota, Metazoa, Arthropoda, Insecta, Lepidoptera, Tortricidae. Gene Ontology annotation, molecular function: serine-type endopeptidase activity. Bases 2 to 493 code for a protein of 163 amino acids.
AAUGAUUCAAAUAUUCCUGUUAAGCUUCGCCGUCACCGUCGCUGUUGCGAAAAUGAGCCCCUUCAUAGUUGGAGGCAAUGAGGUUUCAAUUAAGAACUGGCCCUUUAUUGCCUUCGUACAAAUAACUGGCCCUAUUAAAGUUGCGGCGUGUGGGGGGUCUCUCAUCAGCUCGCAAACUGUGCUGACAGCAGCUCACUGUCUAGAUGAUUUCACCAAGAAAAAGAAAGUGAUAGGUGUAACAUUCAGGAUUUACAUGGGUCACGCAUCACUCGAGAAAUCUAAAUUGACGCGAAGUGUCGUGGACUACGAGUCACAUAAGGACUACUCGCCUGAUGAUGUGAACGUGAUAUGUGACAUCGCAGUAAUGUUCCUGUCGAGACCCGUGAAAUUCGGGUCCAAAGUGCAAAAGGUGAUAUUGCAGCCGAAGUUUAGUGCCAAAGUUGACAAGAAGUUGGCCGUGGCUGGGUGGGGUAAUGUAAGUAGAAUUGAUUAA